This is a messenger RNA of Microtus oregoni (creeping vole), 3865 nucleotides long. It is a transcript of the gene Tbr1, whose product is annotated as T-box brain transcription factor 1. Gene Ontology annotation, biological process: regulation of transcription by RNA polymerase II; positive regulation of DNA-templated transcription; cell fate specification. The coding region runs from base 136 to 2184 and encodes 682 amino acids. Lineage: Eukaryota; Metazoa; Chordata; Mammalia; Rodentia; Cricetidae. The transcript has 6 exons. The record is from RefSeq and is a predicted model, not a curated record. Gene Ontology annotation, cellular component: nucleus. Gene Ontology annotation, molecular function: RNA polymerase II cis-regulatory region sequence-specific DNA binding; DNA-binding transcription factor activity, RNA polymerase II-specific.
GUAAAUCAAACCUUUGAGAAGCAUUUGCUGGUUGAAGUGCUUUCUGUCUAGUGAGGGGUCUGUGGAUUCCUAGUUUAUGAUAAACAGGACUUUAAAACCCAGGGACGGGAGGGCGAGCGUUCAGGUUCUAGAGCUAUGCAGCUGGAGCACUGCCUCUCUCCGUCUAUCAUGCUCUCCAAGAAAUUUCUCAAUGUGAGCAGCAGCUACCCACAUUCGGGCGGAUCUGAGCUUGUCUUGCACGAUCAUCCCAUUAUCUCGACCACUGACAACCUGGAGAGAAGUUCACCUUUGAAAAAAAUUACCAGGGGGAUGACGAAUCAGUCAGAUCCAGACAAUUUUCCUGACUCCAAGGACUCACCAGGGGACGUCCAGAGAAGUAAACUCUCUCCUGUCUUGGACGGGGUCUCUGAGCUUCGUCACAGUUUCGAUGGCUCUGCUGCCGAUCGUUACCUCCUCUCUCAGUCCAGCCAGCCACAGUCUGCGGCCACUGCUCCCAGUGCCAUGUUCCCGUACCCCGGCCAGCACGGACCGGCGCAUCCCGCCUUCUCCAUCGGCAGCCCUAGCCGCUACAUGGCCCACCACCCGGUUAUCACCAACGGAGCUUACAACAGCCUGCUGUCCAACUCCUCGCCGCAGGGCUAUCCUACGGCCGGCUACCCCUACCCACAGCAGUACGGCCACUCCUACCAAGGAGCUCCGUUCUACCAGUUCUCUUCCACCCAGCCCGGGUUGGUGCCGGGCAAGGCGCAGGUAUACCUGUGCAACAGGCCACUUUGGCUGAAAUUUCAUCGGCAUCAAACGGAGAUGAUCAUCACUAAACAGGGAAGGCGCAUGUUUCCCUUUUUGAGUUUUAACAUUUCUGGUCUCGAUCCCACCGCUCAUUACAAUAUUUUUGUGGAUGUGAUUUUGGCGGAUCCCAAUCACUGGAGGUUUCAAGGAGGCAAAUGGGUUCCUUGUGGCAAAGCGGACACCAAUGUGCAAGGAAACCGGGUCUAUAUGCAUCCGGAUUCCCCCAACACUGGGGCUCACUGGAUGCGGCAAGAAAUCUCUUUUGGAAAACUAAAGCUGACCAACAACAAGGGAGCAUCAAACAACAACGGGCAGAUGGUGGUUUUACAGUCCCUGCACAAGUACCAACCCCGUCUGCACGUGGUAGAAGUGAACGAGGAUGGCACAGAGGACACCAGCCAGCCUGGCCGCGUCCAGACGUUCACUUUCCCGGAGACUCAGUUUAUCGCUGUCACCGCCUACCAGAACACCGAUAUUACACAACUAAAAAUAGAUCACAACCCCUUUGCAAAAGGAUUUCGAGAUAAUUAUGACACGAUCUACACGGGCUGCGACAUGGACCGCCUGACCCCUUCGCCCAACGACUCUCCGCGCUCGCAGAUCGUGCCCGGCGCCCGCUACGCCAUGGCCGGCUCUUUCCUGCAGGACCAGUUCGUGAGCAACUACGCCAAGGCCCGCUUCCACCCGGGCGCCGGCGCGGGUCCCGGGCCGGGGACGGACCGCAGCGUGCCGCACACCAACGGGCUGCUGUCGCCGCAGCAGGCCGAGGACCCUGGCGCGCCGUCGCCGCAGCGCUGGUUCGUGACGCCGGCCAACAACCGGCUGGACUUCGCGGCCUCGGCCUACGACACGGCCACGGACUUCGCGGGCAACGCGGCCACGCUGCUGUCGUACGCGGCCGCCGGGGUGAAGGCGCUGCCGCUGCAGGCCGCGGGCUGCACGGGCCGCCCGCUCGGCUACUACGCCGACCCCUCGGGCUGGGGCGCUCGCAGCCCCCCGCAGUACUGCGGCGCCAAGUCGGGCUCCGUGCUGCCCUGCUGGCCCAACAGCGCCGCGGCGGCCGCGCGCAUGGCCGGCGCCAACCCCUACCUGGGCGAGGAGGCCGAGGGCCUGGCGGCCGAGCGCUCGCCCCUGGCGCCCGCCGCCGCCGACGACGCCAAGCCCAAGGACCUGUCCGACUCCAGCUGGAUCGAGACGCCCUCGUCCAUCAAGUCCAUCGACUCGAGCGACUCGGGCAUUUACGAGCAGGCCAAGCGGAGGCGGAUCUCGCCCGCCGACACGCCGGUGUCCGAGAGCUCGUCCCCGCUCAAGAGCGAGGUGCUGGCCCAGCGGGACUGCGAGAAGAACUGCGCCAAGGACAUAGGCGGCUACUACGGCUUCUACUCGCACAGCUAGGCCGCCCGGCCCGCGCUCGCCCGCGCCCUCCCCGGCCCCUCUGCUCUGCCCCACGUCCUCCUUCCCCAGGCCCGCUCUUGCGCACUCGCUCUUUCACUUGACCCUCGAUGACCGUCUGCGGGGGAUAAGUGCAGGUCUCCCAUUAUCAUUACCAUUUUUGUUUUUGUUUUUUUUUUAAAAAACAAACCUCUUCUCUUUCUUUCUGCACAGCCGUCUCCGCAGUUAGCGCACCGACCUUGAACCUGGCUGUGAACCUUGUGGUUUUCCAACUUUUCUUCUGUGAAGUUAUUAUUAUGAUCCUUCCCGUCUUUUUUUUCUCCUUUUUUUUCUCACCUUCUCCUUCUUUCUCUUGGAAUGAAAAUUCUUCAACUUUAGGAGACCUGGGCAGUCCUGUCAGACAGCAGCGAUCCCGACCCGCCUUGUCUUGGCCUCCCUAUUAACCAUAGGAUGUUGACUCUAGAACCUGCACCCACCCAGCGCGUCCUUUCUUAUACCCGAGUGGAUGGAUGGAUGGAUGGAUGGUAGGGAUGUUCAUAAUUUUAGUGGAACAAAGCCUGUGAAAUGAUUGUAUAUAGUGUUAAUUUAUUGUAACGAAUGGCUAGUUUCUAUUCUCAUCGUCAAGGCACAAAACCAGUUCAUGCUUAACUUUUUAUCCCCCUCUUUCUUUUCUUUUUCUCCUCUCUUUCUUUCUUGCUCUUCCCACCCCCUUUGUUUUCUUGUGAGAUAUUAAAGAUACUCUAAGAGGCUCUGGAAACAUGAAACACUCCCUAAAUGACCGCUCUCUCUCACUUCUCAGUUCCUCGCACGGUGUAACCACUGUGUGCCCUAGGGCACACGCAGUAGCUAAGGGGACGCCACAGGAACACCUGUAAAAGCUAGUUCGUUGUCUGUUCCUAGGCAAGCCCGUUAAGUGGCAUGAAGCCCUCAAAGCAGAGUCAACUGGAGUUGUCUGUCCCCCUCUUCCUCUAAAUGGAGUAGCUCCACAUCAGCAAUAUUAUUUUGCCUUAUUUGUUUUUCCCCAAAGUGCCAAAUCCAUUACUGGUCUGUGCAGGUGCCAAAUAUGCUGACAAACUGUUUCUGACUCUCUUCUCAGUCCCCACACCACCUUUCUAUGCUGUAAAUCUUUGUAAUGAAUAAUCUACUGAUAUAGAUGACUGGAUUGUUGGUAACUAUAGUGUAGUCUAGUGAAGAUGAAUUGUGUGAGUUGUAUAUUUUACUGCAUUUUAGUUUUGAAAACGAUUCCCCACCACCACUUAGAGACAGCUGAAAUUUGACUUCCUUGGGAAAACACUAGCAUUAUUGCAAGUAAGACUGAUUCCCCCCAAGUCUUGUUAUAUUUGAUAAGGAGCAUUUAAUCCCCCUGGAAAUAGACUAGUAGGAUUUCUAAUGUUGUGUAGCAAACUUAUACUUUUUUUGUACUUUAAAAUCAAUGUGAAAUAUGCAUCAUACACAAUAUUCAAUCUAGAUUCCAGUCCAUGGGGGAUUUUUCCUAAUAGGAAUUCAGGGUCUAAACGUGUGUAUACUUUGGCUCUUCUGUAAAUCAAAUGUUGUGAUUUUUAUAUUUGUUUUGUUUUGUCUGUGAAUCGAAUAAUUUAUACAAGUACACACUCCACUGAGAAUCGUUUUGUUUUCUGCUCGUUUGUAUCGUCUGUGUAUAACAAGUAAAAUAAACCUGGUAAAA